Parnassius apollo (apollo) is the source of this 870-nucleotide messenger RNA. Lineage: Eukaryota; Metazoa; Arthropoda; Insecta; Lepidoptera; Papilionidae. The record is from the annotation of a GenBank genome assembly.
AUGUCUUACAACUAUGAAGAACUUUCUUUGAGUGAAAUCAUAGAUUUAAUGCGACAAUGGCGCGAAAAUAAUGAGAGAAAAAGUGAGGACAUCAUGGAACUUUGGUUAAAUGUUUUAGAAACUAAUCUUAAUAAUUAUGGCAAUGAAAAAUAUGUAUUAUUAGAGCAAAUAAUUUAUGCGGCACUUGACUGUCAUCAAUAUGGAGUAGCUAAUGCACUGAUAUACUUAUUAUCAAUGGAAUUCCCAGGAAGCUUGAGAGUUAUGCGUUAUAAAUCAGCAUUACUUGAAGCUGAGGAGAAAUAUGACGAAGCUCUGAACAUUCUAGACAGUAUCAUAAAGGCGGAUGAGACAAAUGCCGCUGCAAGAAAGCGACGGGUCGCCGUACUCAAGGCACAAGGACAUAUUAAUGAAGCUAUCAAGGAACUGGCGGACUAUUUAAAGAAAUUCAUGUCAGACGUGGAGGCUUGGCAGGAGCUUUGCGAGUUGUACCUACAAGUUCAGGAGUACGGACGCGCCGCUUUUUGUGCCGAGGAACUGAUCCUACACCAGCCACAUAACCACCUAAUGCACCAGCGUCUUGCUGAUAUCCGUUACACAAUGGGUGGUGUGGAAAAUAUGGAAUUAGCAAAAACCUACUACUGUCAAACAUUAAAACUAAAUCCUGACAACAUUCGUGCUUUAUUAGGCUUAUUCUUGGUGGCCAAUAAUCUAGUGGGUCACUACAAGUCAUCAGGCAGUUCGAAGCGCAAGGAGGCAUGGAAGCUGGCUCAGUGGGCGCAAUCCAAGACUGCGGCUAAGCAGAGGGAAGCACAGUCCACGGCUUCACCCAACCUUGCUGAUAUGAUGCUGUCCCUUUCACUCGCUGAAUAA